ACUGUGACUGUAACAGUUUAAAUUGUCAAAAAUAAGUCAAGUUUACUAAAUAUUUUUUUUGUGAAUUUUCAUUUUGAUUUAGAAUCGUAAAAUAAUGAAAAUAGCAAGAAAACAUUGUGAAUAACAAAAUAAUUGUUAUUUUAAUGCCUAAAUUGUCACUAUGGAGUUCUUUUCGGAAAUAAUAGGCGAAACUGUGAUCUUGGGUAUAGAUUCCCUUAUUUUGGGUUUUUGCCUUAAACAACUCAGCAAAUGUAAACAUAUAUUAAAUACCUUACAGACUGCACCAGUACUUGAUAUAGAUGCCACACUGAACAAAGAGAUCAAUAAGUACCCAAACAAUACUAUCCCGUUUGUUGUCAUCCGUGGCCUGGUGAAACCACUGGGCAACCCCAUUACUAGUAACUACAACAACUCAGUCACUGGUGUAAUACAAAGACUAACAAUCAAAGAACAUGUGAUAGCACGAACAUCUGCUGGGUUCUGGUCGGAUCAAACCCGCACCAUACAUGAGGUGUGCAACUCCACUCCAUUUGUGCUCAACAAUGGCAAAUAUAGCAUUGAAGUUGUGGAUGCAUUGGCUGCAGAACUUCUUGAUAUGGAUGUAAUUUCUGACAAGUUUGAGCCCAUGUCUCCUGGGGUCAUUGACCAUGUGUGGGGCUUCUUCUCUGGCGUCCGUCAGCGGGGUCUUCAGACCAUGGAGGAAAUGCUUCGGGAUGGUUCCUACAUUACCGCCAUAGGCGAGUUAAGCCGGAGUAACACCGGCGCCCUAAAGAUUCAGCCACCUAAAGAUGGUCUACCAUUAUACUUGACAACUGCUACUAAGUCCAGUAUUUUGAAGAGACUGGCAAGUUCCAGAGAUUUCUUAAGAGUAUUAUUAGUGGUAUUUGGUUCUGUGGCGGCGGCGGCGUCGUGUCGGAUCGUGUACAAAUAUUUGAAGCGGCGGCGCCGGCGCGAGCUCGAGGAGAACAUGAAGAGGCAGUUGGCGGUGGGGCGUCGCGAGAGGCGCGCGCACGCACGCGAGAAGAACCUCAGCGAGGUUCAGCUUUGUGUCGUCUGUGCUGAAAACCCUAAAGAGAUAAUAUUGAUGCCAUGUGGUCACGUGUGCAUCUGUGAAGAUUGCUCUGACCAUAUCACAGACAACUGCCCCAUCUGUCGUGAGAAGAUAGACUCAAGAGCGCCUGCUUUCAUCACGUAAAGAUAAUCUAUGUAUAUAAUUUAUUUUUUCUGUACAAAGGAUAGGGGGUGAUAGUCUAGAUGUGAAUCGGGUUAAAAGACUUGUUUUGACAGAUUUCCAAUUGUUAUAUAGGUAGUUUAUUUCUCUCUUUUUUGACCACAGAAUUAUAAUUUUCUACUGCUGUUAAAACUAGUUUUUUAAAACGAGAGUAGAAACAUACUUUAGAGCAGGGUUUUUUAAAGUAGGAUGGGAGUGUUUGGCUGGGGAUUGGGGAUGGCAUAGUUUAUUUUUUAUAUUUGGCCCCGCUGAUUGCAGUUCCUGCACAUCUAGCAUUGUUGAAGACAAUAAUUAUUAUUAAAAGAUAUUAAUCAAUAAUUAUUAUUAUAAGAUUAUUUAAAAGUACAUGUCAAACCUGUUUGUUAGUAAAGAUUUUUAAAAUGUUAUAUUUUUCUCAAUUGUUUUCUUUAGGGAUCCAUCAAUUUUUUUAAGAGAACCUGUUCUAGAGUUUUUAAUAUUGUAAAUGUUUGUUUAGGUGCUAUUUUAGAAAAUUUGUGAUAUAGAAAUCAGAUGUAGUUAUAUAUUAACAGUAAAAGUAAGCAUUUUAUAGCUUUGGAAUUACUAUUUAACAAAUUUGGAUGAGUGUUUAGGCUGCUGCAGCUUAAUGUAUUCAUCAAUGGUAAAAUAAAUACAAUACUUUGAAAUU
This is a messenger RNA of Galleria mellonella (greater wax moth), 1877 nucleotides long. It is a transcript of the gene Mul1, whose product is annotated as mitochondrial E3 ubiquitin protein ligase 1. NCBI's taxonomy places the organism in Eukaryota, Metazoa, Arthropoda, Insecta, Lepidoptera, Pyralidae. The transcript has 6 exons. Bases 161 to 1195 code for a protein of 344 amino acids. The record is from RefSeq and is a predicted model, not a curated record. Gene Ontology annotation, biological process: protein ubiquitination; organelle organization. Gene Ontology annotation, molecular function: ubiquitin-protein transferase activity.